Molecule: messenger RNA, 1559 nt
Organism: Phytophthora nicotianae INRA-310
Lineage: Eukaryota; Oomycota; Peronosporomycetes; Peronosporales; Peronosporaceae
Exons: 1
Coding region: 218-1243 (341 amino acids)
Biological process (GO): RNA catabolic process
Cellular component (GO): extracellular region
Molecular function (GO): RNA binding; ribonuclease T2 activity
Source: RefSeq, a predicted model, not a curated record
CAUGUCACUUGGGCCAGUCGCGACGUGAAGCUGACCCACAACAAAGACUCGGCAGCCAGCAGUGCAGUGCUUAUGUCCUUCCCACGUGCUCUCUAGGCACGUCACAUCCGUUGGUCCCUACAGACAUCCAAAGGUAUCUCGCUCCACGGUCUCACUUUCUAAUUUGCUCAGAUUCGUCCACAGCAAAUCCUCCACCACUCCUUGUAUCCUCUCAAGCAUGUACUCCGUCGGUCUGCUCCUCUUUGUAUCCUCAGCGCUCUUCACGAAGACGCUAGCUAUCGACUACGCUGGUGGUUGGAUCGACGGCUCCACGUCUUCGGGAGAGUGCGUGGAUAUCUGCUCGGCUCCCAGUGCUACGUGUCUAACCAAGGACCCCACGUGCUUGGCAAAGGAAAAAGUGCCCGGUGACUUCGACUAUCUCGUCCUGGAGCAGCUCUUUGUGCCGCAGUUCUGUCGCGAUCUACUUGUCGGCGUGGACGGCACCAUCUCGCACCAGAACGUGAAUCCAUACCCGAACGGCACAGUUUGUGUCCCAGAGCGUGCUGUCAGCAAGCUGACAAUCCACGGUCUGUGGCCAAACUAUAACGACGGCUAUGUGAGCUGCUGUAACCCGAGUGACACGGUUGAGAACGAUCCAUACGAUGCCGUUAAGUUCUCUGAGAACCAGGCGACUCUCCUCGCUGAAAUGGGCGAGAAAUGGAUCGACGCAUCCGCAGACUCGACGUACGAUACGCUGUGCGAGAUCUAUGACCACGAGUUCCAGAAGCACGGACUCUGCUACGCUGCCCAAGGCGCUGAUCUUGAGGCUGCUGCCGUCACGUAUUUCGAGGCGACGCUCAAUACUGCGGAUCGUAUCAGUGCUGCGACCGAGCAGAUCAACGCCUGGGCGGCGCUUGAUACCCCGCAGACCACGUUGGCCAAGAUUGAAGCACUGUAUGACCACAAGGUGAUGGUGUUCUGCUCGGCUGUAGACGGCGAGAACCAGCUCUCGGUCAUCCGAACGUGUUACGAGAAACCUACGGAUAUUGGCAGUGACGGCCCCACGAAGCAGAUCGAUUGCGCCAACGCCACGGCUACUUCCACGUUCUCGGUCUGCUCGGGUGACGAGCCGAUCACGCUACUACCGUAUGUGGCUCCUGGAUCAUCCAGUUCCUCUACCAGCGCUGGAUCAGCUACAUCGACCCCUACGACGCCUACUACUUCGGAGCCUACGAUUGACCCCACGGCCAACGCCUGUGUGUAGUCACAAGUGACUGUUAUAAAGGCUAGGUGCUGGUUCUCCAGCUUAGAAACAACCCUUUUUCUUCUGCCAUGCAAACGAGGAAUCUUUUAGUGUGUCUACCGCUCAAUUCUACCUGCUCUCUAGCAUGGCAGCAAUAUAUUCUGCACAAAUGAAUACCGUGAUCUAAAGUUUACAGCUGGAAGAGGUAUGAGGUUGCCGAACCGUUUUGGUAAGCGCACUACUUUAAUCCAAACCGUAUUUCUAGUGUUAUCAGCUACUUUCUGUAGGUAAUCACAGGGGAAGCCUUUUGACAAUACAUGUAUCGAAUGUACUCGUG